CGCAAUACAUGCUCUGAUUAAAACUAGUACAAUGAUUCAAUUUUCGAGUGAAAUUUGGCCGGCCUGUCUUCACACAGAUCUUCGGGAUGAACAUCCCGAUGUAAAACUAGUCGUUACAGGCUGGGGCAGUACCGUACCAGAAGGGACGGCAUCUCAUAGGUCAAACGAUUUGCUAAAAGCCCAACUUCAGACAGUUCCACUCACGGAAUGCAAUGAAUUGUUUAAAGAAUAUCAACAAUUUACGAAGGAACCGGGUCUUCAAAAUAUUGGUCAAAGUCAAUAUUGCGCAUACGAUCCAAAUGGAAAGAAUGAUAGUUGCCAGGGUGACUCCGGUGGACCUCUUCAUAUUAGUAAUCCAUUGCAGGCAUCAGUAACGAUUGUUGGCGUCGUUUCAUAUGGCAUUGGUUGCGCUGCAUUACCGGGAAUUUACACAAGAGUCGCAUACUAUUUGGAUUGGAUUGAACCGAUCGUGUGGCCGAACGGGGUUAUUCCGAAACCAACAAAUUCAUUAUAUAGAGAGAUUUAAGAAUGUUAUGCCUUAGUUGUUAGUUAAAAACAUGACAUCUGGACGGAUUGGUUUUAUUUUUCAUGAAAUAUGUUUAUAAAAUAAUUUGAAUAAAAAAACAAUAAAGAUUUUUGUUAUUUUUUUAAA
Molecule: messenger RNA, 652 nt
Organism: Contarinia nasturtii (swede midge)
Lineage: Eukaryota; Metazoa; Arthropoda; Insecta; Diptera; Cecidomyiidae
Product: serine protease persephone-like
Exons: 2
Coding region: 32-526 (164 amino acids)
Biological process (GO): proteolysis
Molecular function (GO): serine-type endopeptidase activity
Source: RefSeq, a predicted model, not a curated record